GAGGGAAAUUAACCUAAAGUUACCGACUUAAACAAAUUUUGAACACAGAGAAACCUAAUAUGGGUACCCGCCUUGUAAAGCCAUAAGUCAGGCAACAGUGGCGGUCGAAUUGCUCCCGCCACCACCUUCGGCCUCUGAAUCUGGAAUAACUUUUCCACCGUGGGCUUAAGGAGUUUGAAACUUUAGUAGCGGCUUUCCGGCCCGUGGAUUGAAAUGGGCACUAAUGGUGGAACCAAAAGGUUGCAACUUUCUGCCCCAUCCCAGCCGCCGCAAAAGAUCAACGUUCAGAAAUUCGCGGAGUCGCGAACCGGCGAACUCGAGUCCCUCCACUCGAUCGUGGGCAAUCGUUUAGAAGGAGAUUUCAGGUCUCGGCGGAGCAAGAGAAGGCGAACCACCUCCUUCAAUAGCAAAGCCGCUAAGAGAAGGCGUAAAGUGCAGGGAAGGAACUUAGACGAUGAAAAGAAGAAAAAUAAAAAUGACAACGAAAAUAUCAGCAUUCCUCGUCGUAUUCGUCGGAGAGCUCAAAUGAGAAUAAACCCUGAAGAGGGUUUUUCUGUUUCACAGGACGGGACAAAGAGGCUUAGGACCCACGUGUGGUAUGCGAAGAGGUUCACCAUGACAAAGCUCUGGGGUUAUUAUCUACCUCUGGGUCUUCACGGCAGUGGAAGGGGUUCUAGAGCUCUGUUGAAGUGGUUCAGAAAUGCAGUUCUCAUUCAUGAUGCAAGCUAUAAUGUUGCUGUUCAAUUGGAGGGUCCCGAGGGUUCUUUAUUGUCAAUUCUAAGCACGGUGCUGGUGCCUUCUCCAUCGGUUUGUCCUGGUGAUGUUUCUAAUUCUGUCAUUUCUGGUGCCAUCUAUGAUUAUGCAGUGCUUCACCAUAUUGGUGCACCAGUUUCUAAGCCAAUCGCUCCUGUAACAUAUAUGUGGCGACCUUGUUCCUUGAGAAACAGGGAUGGUGAUGAUGCUUCUAUUAAUGGUCUAGGAUCUAUGAAACCAGAGAUUACAGAGUCCAGGUCUUCUUUUCGUCAACUUUGGGUCUGGAUACACGCUUCUGCUUUUGAUGAAGGAUAUGGUGCUCUUAAAUUUGCUUGCGAGAAAGAGAUGGAAGAGAAGGACAUAUUGAUCCAUUGUUUUUCACGUGAGGGUCAGCUUGCAAAAUUAGAAGUAAUGGGAUCAAAGGCAUUUGAACUUCUUCAAAAGGCAUUACCUGUUACUUGGAUAUCAGAGGAUUCUCAGCAAGUAGAGAAACAUUCAGUCGCUGAAGCUGACAAUGGUUCUCAACUUAGAAAGAAUUGUGUACUUCAAAAUGAGGAUCACAUAUCUUCUAAAGCAAUGUUAUCUCUUAGUGUCAUGGAUCCUCGAACAAUAACAAAGAAAGGAAUGAUUCCUAAUGUUCCAGAGGCAGUAUCUAAUGACAUGCCUUGUGAUAUUCCAGGGAAUGAAAUUGGAGAACAUACUGGCAUAGCAGAAAUUUCAGACAGGUGUAAAGAGUCAUUCCCAUUGAGCUCUGAACCUGGCAGCAAUGGCACACUCACUAGCAGAAAUUUGUGGGAUGCUAGCUCUGGUGUCAUUCCUCCUGUAGAAGAGAGUAUUCUUUGCAAGGAGAAACAUGAGCUGCAAAAGAAAUUUUUUUUCCUUGAUGGUCCAACUUCAACUGAGGUGCAAUGCUCUAGAUGUUGCCCUACUAUGCUUCUCAAAGAUAAGAACAAGGAGGGACUAGCUAUUGGCUGGUCUGUUGUACUCCCCCUAAGUUGGGUCAGGGCGUUUUGGGUUCCUCUGGUCUCUAAGGGUGCUCAUGCAAUUGGUUUGAGGGAGAAGCACUGGGUUGCAUGUGAAGUCGGUUUGCCUUGUUUUCCUUCAGAUUUUCCAGAUUGCAAUGCUUAUUCAAGCCUGAAAGCAACUGAAGCUGUUGCCUCUAAUCUUAAAGAGGAACUUCACCCUUUAUCAACACGGCCCUUGAGGGUUCCCAUUCUACCACCAUGGGAUAGUGUCCGAGUAACUCUAAACAGACUACUCACGACAGUUGGAGAUCCUAUAAUUUGUAGGGAAGGAAAACAUGACGACAGUAAUUCAACAUCAAAUAUGGAUAGUGCAUCUUGUGACGCUAGAUUACAUGGUCACUGUACUUCACUAGACAGUUUUGUAGCAAGGACGUCUUCUUUGUUGACUAAUUUCUUGAAUGAAGUCAAAGGGGAUCAUUUGCUUCUAUUUCCUCGAAUAGCAAAUAAGAAGAAAUCAUUUUCAAAGGUUGCGAAGGAUGAAAGCAAGCUUGGGCAGGGUCAAAAUGGAAUUACCAACAUUAUUUGGAAUCGUAAACUAUGUUUCCUAAGGGUUCUUCUUCGGGCAUACAAGGAAGGUUCUUUUGAAGAGGGGGCAGUUAUUUGUGCACCUCGUCCCACUGAUAUAUCAUUGUGGACUUUAAGUUCAGUGAACAUUGAGGGAGGACUUCAAAUCCCCCAGUCUGCUGUAACAUCAUACUUCAAAGAAGAGUCUUCUGGCAAAUGGGAACUUCAGAUGCCAGAAGAUACUACUGCAAGUGAAUCUCAUCGAAUGCCAGUGGGCUUCGUCACAACUGGAUUUGUCAGGGGGAGCAAGAAGCCAAUGGCAGAAGCAUUUUGUGAGGCGGUGUUACUUGCUCACCUUCGAAAAGAGCAAUGGGAUGAUCCGGAAGUAAAGCGAAGAAAGAAAGAGAUAUAUGUUCUUGUCCGGAAUCUCCGAUCCACAGCAUAUAGACUUGCUCUGGCCACUAUUGUUCUGGAACAUCAGGUUGAAGAUGUAGAAUUCCUGUGAGUCUGUCAUUUUUAUAUGCUCUCUACUUUUUGAUGCAAUCUAUUAAAGAACUUAGAGGCACCAUCAGUCAGUUUUACCUUGGUCGCUUAUGUACAGAGUAAAUAUUAUUAUAAUAGUGAUGUUUUAUAAUAUUUGAAUUAAUAAAUAUUUCUUUUUAAUUGAUUUUCAAGGUAUA
This is a messenger RNA of Humulus lupulus (European hop), 2962 nucleotides long. Its product is annotated as ribonucleases P/MRP protein subunit POP1. Gene Ontology annotation, cellular component: nucleolar ribonuclease P complex; ribonuclease MRP complex. Bases 214 to 2787 code for a protein of 857 amino acids. Gene Ontology annotation, biological process: tRNA 5'-leader removal. The transcript is spliced from 10 exons. The record is from RefSeq and is a predicted model, not a curated record. Lineage: Eukaryota; Viridiplantae; Streptophyta; Magnoliopsida; Rosales; Cannabaceae.